AUGCUUUUUUUCAAACAACAAUGCUGGCUCGAUGAUUUCCGUGAUUGUCUGCCCGUCCUGAUUGCCUUGAUUGUCCUCAUUGUCCUGACAGGCAUGGGAACGUAUGGAAGCGGGGCUCGCGGUGGAGCAGGCGCGGAGAUGUACCAGAGCGAGGUCAACAACACCAUGUUCGUGCACUACGUGCGCACCAUCGUGCAGCCCAUGAUGCUGUCGCUCAAGAAGGUCGUCGAUCCCAAGAUCAAGCUGGAGCUGAAGGUCGGUCGUAAUAAUUCGCGGGAAAAGGGCAUUGUGGAGGAAUCGAAGAAGCUUAAAGCGACGUCGCUCGUUAUCGGAACCAACGCCAGAGGCAUGUUCAGCAUGCGCGGCAAGUCCUCGAGCACGGGCGCCUACUGCGUGCGCUACAAGCCGCCGGGCAUAUCGGUGUACGUGAUUCAGCGCGACAAGGUGAUUCUCUACAAGGAGUCGGAGGGCUCGCCCGUCUCCUCCUCCACCGGCAGUCCCUCGGGCUCCGGCCCCAUGAUGCCGCGCCCGGGCCCGCCGGGGGGAGCGGGCUCGGGGACUCUCGAGCCCACCUACAGCGGCGCGUUCAGCGAGCAGGGGGCCAGGAGAGGGUACGGCAGCGACGAGUCUAGCCCGUCGGGAUCAGGCACUCUCCAGCCCGUGUAUGGCAACCCUGCGCCCGGCGGCGGGGGAAGCGGCGGGCUUGCCCACUCUGGCACCCGCUUCUCCAUGGACGGCGGAGCGGAAGGGCAGUGGGGGGGCGGCGGGGGCGGAGGCGGAGGUUCCGCGGGGGGCGCGCAGAAGAGCCCGGGCGGGCCGAAUGAUAUCCAGCAGGCGGCGGCGCUGUCCGCGCUGGCGUGGUCGCAGGCGGCGAACAGCCAGGAGGGGCAGCGGCUGCAGUCGGAUUACAUGGCGGAGUUUGACGCGUGGAAGCAGUCGAACCAGGCCGCCACGUACCAGCAGCAGCAGGACUUCAUGUCGGAUCUCCAGGCGCGCAUGGCCAAGGCGCGCGCGGCGCUCGCGGGGCUGCAGCUCGGGGGGGACGGGGGGAGCGGAACGGGGUCGCCAGCGGGGGCUGGGGGGGGUGCGCCGGGGGCGGGGUCCGGGGAAAUGCAGGCUCGGCCGAUGUACCCUGCGCCCAUCCCCGCGCCUAUCCCGGACGGGCCUGCGACUGGCGGCAGUGGCGGGCAGAGCGCCAAUGAGAUUGACCUGCGGAGGGAGCUGGAGCUGAUGCGGCAGAGAGCAGCAGAGGCGGAGCAAGCGCGCCUGGAGGCGGAGCAGCGCGCCCAGCGCGCCCUUUCCGAGGCAGACCGCUCCCUCCGCGAGGUGGAGGCUCAGAACAAGCGCCGGGAGCUGGAAACCGCUGUGCGCAUCGAAAUGGCGUCCCAGGAGGCCUCCCGGGCGAUUGCUGCAGCGGAGGAGGCGAGGAAGCAAGCUGGAUUGGAGGCGCAAAAGACGGAAGUGGCGAUGAAGCAGGCGGCGAUGACCCGGGCGGCACUGGAGAUGGAGUCGCAGAAGCGGGCGGCGGUGGAGCUGAAGGCGAAGGGGGAGAGGGGGAGUCAGCGCAUGGCGGCGAAUUACAGGGACUACAGCUACGAGGACAUUGUGCGAUGCAUGGCAGUGAAUUACAGGGACUACAGCUACGAGGACAUUGUGGUGGGUGGGGUGUGGGUGUGGUGGUUGGGGUGGUUGUGCCUGGCACGAGUGCGCUGUGGUGUGCUGUGGGGUGCUGUGCUGUGGUGUGCUGUGCUGUGCUGUGGUGUGCUGUGGUGUGGUGUGCUGUGGUGUGAUGUGCUGUGGUGUGGUGUGCUGUGGUGUGCUGUGGUGCGCUGUGGUGUGGUGUGCUGUGGUGUGCUGUGGUGUGCUGUGGUGUGGUGUGCUGUGGUGUGCUGUGGUGUGGUGUGCUGUGAUGUGGUGUGUUGCAGGGAUUACCCUGCCCCACCCUGCCCCAAUCCCCCCCAGUUUGCAACAGAGAACUUCAAGCUGGAGCGCAAGCUGGGCGAGGGUGGGUUUAGCACGUUUGCAACGGAUAACUUCAAGCCAGAGCGCGAGCUGGGCGCGAUGAGUCCCACUCAGGGCACAAAUCAUGCUCUAAAGCCCUCCCUCUCCACCCGCAUCCCCCCAUUCAACAUCCCCCAGUUUGCAACGGAGAACUUCAAGCCGGAGCGCAAGCUGGGCGAGGGCGGGUUUGGCACGGUGUUCUCAGGCACGCUGCACCACACCCCCGUGGCGGUGAAGGUGCUCAAGAACGCGGACGCCAUGCAGGCUGCCAAUGAGUUCCAGCAGGAGGUGCGCACGCUGCACCACACCCCCGUGGCGGUGAAGGUGCUCAAGAACGCGGACGCCAUGCAGGCUGCCAAUGAGUUCCAGCAGGAGGUGGAGGUGCUGAGUCAGAUUCAGCAUCCUCAUGUUGUCAUGCUCCUUGGCUGCUGCCCCAGCAAGUACUGCCUCGUCUACGAGUUCAUGGCCAACGGCUCUCUAGAGGACCGCCUCCUCUGCGCCAACAACACGCCCCCCCUCCCUUGGUACAUCCGCAUGCGUGUCGCUGCCGAAAUCGCCUCCGCUCUCCUCAUCCUCCACACGCGCCCUGUGCCCAUCGUCCACCGGGACUUAAAGCCCGGAAACAUCCUCUUAGAUAAGAACUUCGUGGCGAAGCUAGGGGACGUCGGGCUGGCGAAGCUCAUGCCGGGUUUAUCCAUGGAUCAGACCUACAUGCGGGAGUCUGUUCCUGUGGGUACCUUUGCGUAUGUCGACCCGGAGUUUCAGCGAACGGGUGAAUUUGGGCCGAAAUCCGAUGUCUACGCACUGGGGAUCGUGCUGCUGGACUUGCUCACGGGCCGGAAACCCAACGUGUAUGAAGGGCUAGAAGAGGCUGUAGACGACGGGGACGAGAACGAAUUGAAAGAGUUUUUAGAUGAAAGAGCGGGUGACUGGCCGCUAGAUAUGGUGAUGGAGGUGGCGCGGAUUGCGGUGAAGUGUUCGGAGAUGAGGAGGAAGAAGCGCCCGGACCUAGAGAAGCAGGUCAUGCCGGUGCUGGACCGAGCCAGGGCGCGCGCUGCCAAGGCUGAGGAGGAGGCUCGGAAGGCCCCGAGCCGCCGGCCGAUGGGGGAGGCUCCGAGCGUGCUCUUCUGCCCCAUCACUCAGGAGAUGAUGGUGAACCCUGUGCUGGCAGCAGACGGGCACACGUACGAGCAGGAGGCAAUCAAAUCGUGGCUGGAGACGAGCGACAUGUCACCGAUGACCAAUCAGAAGCUGCCCAGCAAGGACCUCGUGCCGAACCAUGCCGUGCGCUCCAUGAUCCAAGACUGGCGCCAGCGCAAUGGGUAA
Molecule: messenger RNA, 3327 nt
Organism: Closterium sp. NIES-65
Lineage: Eukaryota; Viridiplantae; Streptophyta; Zygnematophyceae; Desmidiales; Closteriaceae
Source: the annotation of a GenBank genome assembly